Molecule: messenger RNA, 384 nt
Organism: Trichophyton benhamiae CBS 112371
Lineage: Eukaryota; Fungi; Ascomycota; Eurotiomycetes; Onygenales; Arthrodermataceae
Exons: 1
Coding region: 1-384 (127 amino acids)
Source: RefSeq, a predicted model, not a curated record
AUGGGACGGUCUAUCUAUUCUUUUCCUGUCUCUCUGUCUGCUCUGCUUUUCCUCUUCCUGCCGUCCGUUGUCCCCUCCCAAAAACUUCCCCCCUUAUACAUGAUGCCGCCUUCUCCAUCUCUCUCUCUCUCUCUAUCUCUCUCUUCCUCUUACCUCGACAUGACUGAUCUAUUUCUUCUUUACUUCAUGUUACCUUUUUUUUUUUUUGGCUUGGAGCUUUAUUACUUACCUACCUCUCUCAUCCCCCUUUUUCUACACUACUUUCUUACAUGGGGAUUAAUUAUUUACCACCUUUUACCUUCUUCUUCUUCUUCCACUACUACAUCUUCUAUGCCUUUCUUUUCUUCUUCUUCUUCUUUGAUUCCCCGCCGUCUCAAGGCAUAA